AUGACGACGACAUUGGUUCAACAACACUCGCGUCAGUCGCUAGGGAGAUUUGCGAACCCGUCGCCCACCAAGUAUGCGUCGACGGAGAACAUGGACAAGGUGGUGCAGUCUGUAACGAAUGCCACGAAGAGGCUCUCACAGAUUUCUACCAACACCAAUAGCUCUGCGAAGAAGCGCAAGACUCAGAAUCGUAUAGGGCCAUGGAAGCUAGGCCGUACGUUGGGUAGAGGGUCCACUGGACGGGUUCGGUUAGCGAAGAACAUCAACAGUGGUAAGUUAGCGGCAGUCAAGAUUGUCCCAAAGUCAAAUUUCAAGAAGUUGGAAAACCCCAAGUACAAGAGGAACUCGGUAGACAGUUCGGGGUCGGUUAAAGACAGAUUGCCCUAUGGGAUCGAAAGAGAAAUCAUUAUCAUGAAAUUGAUCUCUCACCCCAAUAUAAUGGGGUUAUAUGAUGUAUGGGAAAACAAAAACGAUUUAUACUUGAUUUUGGAAUACAUCGAAGGAGGUGAAUUGUUCGACUACUUGAUAAAGAAGGGCAAAUUACAAGAGUUUGAAGCUAUCAACUACUUCAAGCAAAUCAUCAACGGUAUACACUAUCUUCAUCAGUUUAAUAUCUGCCAUCGAGAUUUGAAGCCAGAAAAUUUAUUGUUGGACUUUAACAAAAAUAUCAAGAUCGCUGAUUUCGGUAUGGCUGCAUUAGAAGUUCGCGAGAAAUUGUUGGAGACAUCUUGUGGGUCACCUCAUUACGCAUCACCAGAGAUCGUAGCCGGUAAGAAUUAUCAUGGUGCUCCUUCUGAUAUCUGGUCUUGCGGAAUUAUAUUAUUUGCAUUAUUGACAGGCCACUUACCAUUUGACGAUGAAAAUAUCAGGAAGUUAUUGCUCAAGGUUCAAAAUGGUAAGUUUUUAAUGCCAAACAACUUGUCACCUGAAUCCAAGGAUUUAAUUUCCAAAAUGCUAAAGGUGAAUCCUAGCGAAAGGAUCACAAUUGACGCAAUUUUGCAGCAUCCAUUGUUAACUAAAUACCCUGAGCCAUCAGUUAGGAAAAACAAGGUUACUGAGUUUAGCGACUUAAAUAUCAAACCCAUUGAUUCGAUAAAUAACAUCGACAAAGAAAUCUUGAAGAAUUUGUCUGUUUUGUUUCAUAACCGUGAUGAACAAACGAUUAUUUCGAAGUUAUUAUCACCAGAAGAUUGCUCCGAAAAAACAUUCUAUUACCUUUUAGUGAAAUAUAGGAAUGAGCAUCUUACAGUAUCAAAUAAUGCUAUUAAUAAUUAUGAAGAUGAUCCCGAUUUGACAGGUAGUGAUUCAAAACAAACGAUUACGAGAUCGACGUCUAUUGUUAAAACAAUAACCACAGAUCAAGUAACUGGCGAAAAGCAUACAACAAUCAGGAAAAUACCUAACUCGAAUUCUAAUUUGUCGAAUAAAUCAAGAUCUCCUAAGAAAAGGUCCGAGGUAUUGGGUAAUAUUACAAAUACUGCCCCUACUUUCAAAGCAUCUACUUCAUUCAAUAGAAAGAAGACGAUUAUGAACAAUACUGUUAUCUCAAGGAAUAACUCUUCAAAAUCACUCAGAAAGCGCCCUCCUCAACAAGAACCACCAAAAUUGAGUCGCAAAAUAUCUGGAAUGGCUCACUUGAAUGAUUUACGUCUUGAAAAGACACAAUUAAAUUCACUCUACAAACAACACAAGUUGAAUGGAACUUUUGGUAACAAAUCUUUAUUUAAUUUUGAAUCUGUUUGCCAGGAAAUUUUUGGUAAUACUGAGCAAUCCACAAAGCCUGAAGAAAUGGUUAGGAAAGAUAAACAGACGGACGGCAAUACAGGAAAAUUAUCUAAUAUUGAAAAAUGCGAGAGAGAAUUAGCUGCAAAAGUUCACGAGAAGAAUGAUGCGCGUGAUUUGAAGUUAAAGCAACAACAGGAAGAAGAAAUAGCGUUUCAACAUAAGAAGGAGCUUGAAAUAAAGAAAAGAGAUCAAUCCAAACUUUUGCAAGAGAAGCAGAGACAAGCAUUGGAAAAACUUGGCAGCCAAAUCCAAAGUAAUAAUGAUAAUGACAGAAGAGGUACAGGCCAUCGAACACAACAGAGAUAUGUAACUGAACCAACUCCAACUUCUUCAUUAGAUCCUAGGCUUAGUGGAGGGACAAAAUCGUUGUUAAGAGCCAAAUCUUUGGCUUCUCCUUCGUCGUAUGUUUCAUUAAGACAAAAUGCCCAUACAAAUGAUAAUACUUCUAAAGUAUUGCAAAAACUAGGAAUUGACGUUGCUCCAUUGAAAACAUCGACAAAGUUCAAUUCGAAUUUGAAAACAUCAAGUUCAAAAAAUUUGGCAGAUUAUUUAAACAAUGAAGCUUCAAAUCCUGAAGGUUAUAAGUCAGUAGAUCACCAGAAAGAAAACAUUUCUAUGAACAAAUUUAAUGAAAAGGAAAGGGCCAAUCAGUCAAUUAUAAAGCCAAACUAUUCUAGAUUGUCAGUGUCAAAAGUGCAAUCUCUGGCAAUAUCAAGAACGACUACUUUAAAUUCUAUGGGUUACAGAUCAUUGUUAGAUGGUAUUGAUGAAAAUAAAAUUCAGAAGGACUUACCUAAGAGACCUAACGCUGAUAGAGAUUACGACAAUACCUUAUCAACAAUCGAGACUAGAAAGAAUGAAUUAAUUCCAAACCCAAGGUUUUCAAGAUUUUCUUUCAAUGGAUUAUUGAAUUCAAGAUUUGAUAACCCCGAUGUUACGAUUCAGAAUAAUAUAACCUCAUCAGGCACUGUAGUAAGAAAAAGUGCUAACCAAAAGGAAUCUAGAUCAUCAAGAACAAUUGAAGAGGAUACCAAAACUAGUCAUUUGAAACUGGAAACCGGUUCGUUAAAAAAAUCAUCCACAAAUUUACUUGGUUUAGGUAUUCAGAACCAACAUUCUAACACGAGCAGAAAAGUGUCGCAGAAUAGUGGAUAUUGUGAUUCUAAUUUUGUUUCUGUGAAUUUAUCUGAUACUGCAGAUGAUUCACAAGAUAAUUCAACCCUUGAAGAAAAUGCAAUAAGUCUUAACCGUGCCAAUUCUGAAGGAUACAUAUUGAAGGAAGAUAAGGAAGACCAUGCAAAUGAAACUGUUUCAAAAUCUGGCAUUUCAGAAGAACACACGGUGGACAAUAAUUAUGAUAGUUUUGAUCAAAAGAACAAACGGAAAUCGACAUAUCUAGGUAAUUUGGAUUGUUCUAAAGAGACAUUGGUAGAAAAUGAUAAAGAUGAGAAAUCCUUUCAAGAUUCAAUUAAAUCCAUGUAUAAGGACUAUGCCAAAUUAUAUAAUGAUAAAAGGCCAAAAUCAGGAACAGAUGUACAAGAACCUAUUAAGAAUAGUGACAAUAUGGGUACAGAGGAAAAUGUUCGCCAGAGUAUAAUUAAGGACGAUAAACUUAAUGUAUCAGAUUCAGAUUAUGAUCUUUCAUUUGCAGCAGACGGAUCGAGUAAUAUUGAUAUUUUAGAUUCUUCAUCAGUUGCAGAUACGAAUAUGAAUGAGGAUAGAUCUGAAGUCCCAUUGGAUGAAGAUAAGUAUUCGCCAACACUUACUGAUAAUCAAAAAGAUUUUGAUGACGAAUUCGACGAUGACAUCAACGAUCAGUUCAGUCAGCAAGAUGACCAACAAGAAGACCAACAAGAGUAUAAUCACGAAUACAAUCGUGAAUACAAUCAGCAGAAUGAUCAGGAACAAUAUGAACAUGGCUACAAGCAGCAGAAUGAACAACAGGGUGACAAUGAUUUGUUACAAACAGGAGCAGACUUGAGAAAAUCCACUGCUUCAACUCAAAUAUUCAGUACAAUGAAUUUACCAAAAAUUCGUGAUAGAAAUUCAGUAGUUGAAGAAAAUAUUGAAAUGAAGGUGCCUCAAGCGGAGUCUAAUGAAUUGGACCAAAGGCAUAACUCAAUCUUCCAGAAAUUGAAACCAAAGAGAGAGGCCCCUAAAGCACCAGGCUUUAAGUGGGGCGAAGAAAAGCCCCAAGGUCACAACAGAUUUUCUAGAAUCUCGGUAUCUUCCAAGCAACAGAAACUGAAUGACAAUUAUAAUGAUUCUGGUAAAUCUAACUGGUUCAUGAAACUCAUAUAUUCAUUGACAGCUAAUACCAAGACUACAACAGGCGAGAAGCGAAAGUCCUUAAUUAAAAAGUUCAAUCCUGAUAAGCUGGAUGAUAUUGAAGCUAAGAAUUUCUAUGUUUUGGAUUCCACUCUACAAGCUAGUGAAUUGACUCGUGUAAUCAAAGAUACAUUAGAGUUGAAAAAAAUUGAAGGAUCAGUAAGUAAAGUUGAUAUAGAUGAGGACUUUGGCAUGAUUAGUGGAGUUAUACCGGCAAAGUACUCGGGUGGUCGUAGAUUGAAGUUUAAAAUCGAGAUCAUCAAUUUGAAAAAUACUUCGUCGUUACAUUUGAGCAAAAUAAAGGGUACUGAUAAGGGGUUUAAGAAUUUAGCCAAUAUCGUUAAAUUUAUUGUAUCUAAAGAAGAACAAAAUAUGAAUAGAAUGUCCUCUGUGGAGGCCUAA
This is a messenger RNA of Debaryomyces fabryi, 4515 nucleotides long. RefSeq names its product protein kinase (gene HSL1). Gene Ontology annotation, cellular component: cytoplasm. The record is from RefSeq and is a predicted model, not a curated record. Gene Ontology annotation, biological process: intracellular signal transduction; microtubule cytoskeleton organization; protein phosphorylation. The coding region runs from base 1 to 4515 and encodes 1504 amino acids. Gene Ontology annotation, molecular function: ATP binding; tau-protein kinase activity; protein serine/threonine kinase activity. NCBI's taxonomy places the organism in Eukaryota, Fungi, Ascomycota, Pichiomycetes, Serinales, Debaryomycetaceae. The transcript has a single exon.